Molecule: messenger RNA, 2253 nt
Organism: Varanus komodoensis (Komodo dragon)
Lineage: Eukaryota; Metazoa; Chordata; Lepidosauria; Squamata; Varanidae
Product: interferon regulatory factor 4-like
Exons: 8
Coding region: 14-1354 (446 amino acids)
Biological process (GO): regulation of transcription by RNA polymerase II; immune system process
Cellular component (GO): nucleus
Molecular function (GO): DNA-binding transcription factor activity, RNA polymerase II-specific; RNA polymerase II cis-regulatory region sequence-specific DNA binding; protein binding
Source: RefSeq, a predicted model, not a curated record
GCGGCUCCGGCACAUGGCUGAAGCGGGCCCCCCCAUGCGGCUGAAGGAAUGGCUCAUCGCCCAGGUGGAGAGCGGCGGGUACCCGGGUCUGUGCUGGGAGGACCGCGAGAAGAAGGAGUUCCGUAUCCCCUGGAAACACGCCGCCAAGCAACACUACCGGCAGCAGGAGGACGCGGCGCUCUUCAAGGCCUGGGCCAUUUACAAAGGCAAAUACCACGAGGGGGUGGACAAGGCUGACCCCUCCGUCUGGAAGACUCGCCUGCGGUGUGCCUUGAACAAAAGCAUCGACUUCAAGGAGGUCCCCGACCGGAGCCACCUGGACAUUUCGGAGCCCUACAAAGUGUACCAGAUCGUCACAGAUGUGUCCCAAGAAACGGAUAAGGGCAAGGGCAAGAGGCCCCCCAGGGAGCCGAGGCAGCCCCCAGUGUCUGCGCAGCAAGAGUCUGGAGUGAACCGCCUGCCGAACCAGGCCGGGUCAUCCUCCGACGCAGGGCAGGGCCGCCCGGAAGAGCCCAGGGCAGCGUGCCUGGAUACUCCAGGGUCACCCCAAGCCUUCCAGAACCCCAGCCUCUCCGAUCACCUCGGAUACCAGGUGCAAGGCUAUUUCUACAGCUGGAGCCCUGCACACUUCCGCUGCCACGCGAGUCCACGCUUCGCCAGUCCCGUCAUCCCCAGCACGGACAAUGAAACCACCAACUCAGACUUCUGGCUACACAUCCGGCUCUAUUACUGCGACGUGCUGGUGAAAGAAGUGACCACACGCACCGCCGAGGGCUGCCGGAUCACCUACCGCCCGGUGCCAGCCGACAACGAGCACCUGUACGGGCCCAGCGCCAUGGAGCAGGUCCAGUUCCCCUGUCCCGGCACGCCGGCGGGGGACGGCCCGGCCGCCCGGGUGGCGGGGGUCCUGGAGCGGCUGCUGCCCCACCUGCACCGCGGCAUCCUCCUCUGGGUGGCCCCCGAAGGGGUCUUCACGAAGCGCCAGUGCCAGGGCCGCGUCUACUGGAAGGGGCCCCUGGCCCCCCACGAGGACCGGCCCAACAAGCUGGAGCGCGAGCGGACCUACAAGCUGCUGGACACGCAGCAGUUCCUCCAGCAAUUACGGGGCUUCCUGAACCACGGCAAGCCCCCUCCCCAGUACCAGAUCCACUUCUGCUUCGGAGAGGAGUACCCAGCAGCCCCGAACCAGAAGCUGCACAAGUUCGUCACCGCCUGCGUGGAGCCGGUGUUCGCCCGCGACCUCUGCCUGCACGCCCAGCGCCUGGGGCCCCAGUCGCUGCAGGGCCCUCAGCCCCUCGGCUCGGAUGCUCCCAGGAAUAUCGUCCAGAUCCUCAAGCAGCUGUGCUCCCCUUGAUGCGGAAGGAGAGGGCCUGGCGGAGGACCGGCGGGGAGAUGCAGGUGGAGAACUCAUGGAGGAGGAAGGCUCGGGCCUUCAGCCCCGGCUGCCUUGGCUCUCCAGGGUGCAUCUUCUGGCACUGGCUUUGCCCCCAUCGUUACUGAAGUGCGGGUGUGGUCUGACCCAGCUGAAGGCUUCCGCAGAGCAGGGCUGAGGUCUCUGGCUGUACCAUCUCAGGCUGCCGGGGGAGGCCCCCAGCAGCUCCUCCAUGUGGCCGGCAGGCCUGCCGACAGCCAGGUGUCAAGCGAAGCAUCCCCUAGCCUAGCUUUGUGCUUGCCGUGCAAGCCGGACUUCUUACCUGCAGGGACCUGGGGGAAGGACUGCCAGACCUCUGACUGGGGGGGACGCCGGCACCGUUGGCUCAACAUUCCUUCGGAAGAGGGAACUUUGCUCCCUUGUCCCUGCCCGUCUCUCCUGUCCCGCUUGCCUCUGUCUUGAUCGGUGGCUGUCGGAAAUGCCGCAGCCCCAGCACAAACCCGCCACCGCCUUUCCUGAGCAGGAGAGCUCGCUUUGGGCAGGAGCACUGGCCUCCUUGGCAACCGCAGAAUAGCCUGGGCUCUGCCCACCCCACGUGCUUUGGACGGACAGUUUCGCUCUCAGUCGCAGGCUCCAACCUGCUUGGCCCAUGCUGAGCUCAAGGCAAAGGGCAGGGUCUGGCUUGGAACUCGCAAUCGGCCGGCACCGGGCGACAGUUUCCGCCUGGAACCCAAGGGCCGCGGCUGCUCUCCGGUGUAGGCAAUGCUGAGCUGGGGGCUCAAAGGGCUGCCUUGGAAUAACUGGAAUGUGCAAUGGAACCGUUACAGCAGGUUAAGAAGGAGGUUUGGAGGGACGCAGCACGUGCAUCCGAACUGGGUGUC